AUGUACAGGAAGGUGCGGCAUGCGAUGACAGUGCUCGGAGCAACAACGUCAACACUUCGAAAGUACCAGAAAUUGGUGCCUGACGACUUGAAGGUCAGCACAGCAAUCGUAGAACCGAACCAGAGGGGGCAGCGACAUACCCGGCUACCCUGGAUAUGGACGACGGAUGUUCAAGGCGAUAUGAACGCAAAUGAGACAAUGACGGAAUUACACCGUGUGCAUUGGUUCCGAGCACGGUCACAGUUCGAGCGAGCCGAAGAAGAGGACAAUAUCCUCCGCCGGGAGCUGGAUUCUGUCCGGAGAUAUUUUGAGUACGAGACGAAACGGUGGGCAGAUCAUGCCGCCAACCGGAAGAGCGGAAAGUAUCCUGGGUAUGCGGAGGUGUGCCGUCACAGGCAACAUAUGUACAAGGUGCUACAAAAGGAUGCUGACACUGCCUAUGGUAUCAUGUACCUGGGGAGAUAA
Messenger RNA from Fomitopsis serialis, 465 nucleotides. RefSeq lists its product as uncharacterized. The coding region runs from base 1 to 465 and encodes 154 amino acids. Lineage: Eukaryota; Fungi; Basidiomycota; Agaricomycetes; Polyporales; Fomitopsidaceae. The transcript has 2 exons. The record is from RefSeq and is a predicted model, not a curated record.